This is a messenger RNA of Torulaspora delbrueckii, 1551 nucleotides long. RefSeq names its product 3',5'-cyclic-nucleotide phosphodiesterase PDE2 (gene PDE2). The coding region runs from base 1 to 1551 and encodes 516 amino acids. Gene Ontology annotation, molecular function: 3',5'-cyclic-nucleotide phosphodiesterase activity. The transcript has a single exon. Lineage: Eukaryota; Fungi; Ascomycota; Saccharomycetes; Saccharomycetales; Saccharomycetaceae. Gene Ontology annotation, biological process: signal transduction. The record is from RefSeq and is a predicted model, not a curated record.
AUGUCUACGUUAUUUCUUGUUGGUAAUGUGGACCGAGUUAGGGUUAAAGAGCUAUUUGUGCGAUAUAGGGAUGUUUUCGAUCGGACUGUGGAGGUAGAGGAUGUGAGGUCACUGUUUGAUCGGUUGUAUUCGGACCGGUUGGCUGCGUGUGCUUUGGAAGCUUCUGAAGCAGCUGAGGACCGUUGGAAUUAUGAAGAGGGAGUUUCUUUGGUGGUACUGGAGUCUAGAGCCGAAGUGGAGCCACAGGUUUUGGAUGAGAUGUUUAGGAACUUUUUGCCGGUGUUUAACUUGGUGAGUGUGUGUCAGGAUGUCGAUUUGAAGCACUUGCAGAAGAUACUGGAGAGAUUGCCUUCGGAACAGGUGGAAUGUUGUGAUAGAAUUAGAAGAAUGGCUCAUUGGAUGUAUUAUUGUCCUUCGAAGGGUUGUUCUUCGCGGAUUUACUCUAUGGUGGAACAAUUGCAAAGGGUACGGAGGAAAGGACGACGCUCUAUACCUGGGUUGAUAAAGAAUAUCGAUUUUAACAAAUUGAUGGUUAUUCCUUCAGAACUCAAUCGUGAAAAUUACUGGCGAUUGCUGUGUACGUGGGCGUUUCAACCGCAUACAUUGACCACUAGAGAACUUCUAUAUUGUGCAUUCAUUUUGUUGCAGAAAUUAUCAGCCGAUGCAGGGUUGGUUAUACCAGAUAAUCAGCUUCUAUUACUGUUAUUCACUUUGGAAGCUUCGUAUCACCAGGUGAACAAGUUCCACAAUUUUAAACAUGCGGUAGAUGUCAUGCAAGCCACAUGGCAGCUAUGUGAACAUAUAGUUGAUGAUCCUAUGCAAACUUUACUCCUGUCAAUGGCCGCGAUUGGCCACGAUAUUGGCCAUCCAGGUUCAAACAAUAUGUUGUUGUCCAAGUUUGGUGCGCCAGUGGCUAGGAUUUACAACGAAGAGUCAGUUCUCGAGAACAUACACAAGGACUUCUUUCAAGAACUACUCAGUACCCAUUGGCAGGAACUACUCACGAUUUCGUCGUCUUCAAAGGCGCACCCAAAUUACGAUGUUAUUUCAGAGACUAUUCUAGCGACUGAUAUGGCUUUGCAUGCUGACUACGUGGAAAAAUUGAAAAUAAUUCCAAAGAUUGCCGAUACGAAUACUUUAACAUCAUUGAUCAUAAAAGCCGCUGAUAUCUCAAAUGUGACGAGACCUUUAGAGAUAUCUGCGCAGUGGUCCUGUCUUAUCACACUCGAAUUUAAUGACUGCACUCUAUUACAACAGCAUGAAGAGAACGUGGUCAGCCGUGAGUGUAAUGAUGAUGAUGAAUCAAUACAUUCGGAUGAUGAAAUUUACAGAUGUAUUUCCAACGUCAGAUUAUUAUCACCAGACGAUUUAGUGGCUAAAUAUCCAUGCAUACCAAGAGGUCAAAUCUUUUUCAUUGACACUUUUGCCGAACAAUUCUUCCAAGAGCUUUGCGAAAAGAUACCACACUUGGAAUUUCUGAUAGAAAACAUCCGAACCAACAAAAAAUUUUGGUUAGAAAAAUUACGAACUUCUCCGAGUAAACAUAAUUAA